Leucoraja erinaceus (little skate) is the source of this 4988-nucleotide messenger RNA. RefSeq names its product vimentin-type intermediate filament-associated coiled-coil protein-like. The coding region runs from base 241 to 801 and encodes 186 amino acids. The transcript is spliced from 2 exons. The record is from RefSeq and is a predicted model, not a curated record. NCBI's taxonomy places the organism in Eukaryota, Metazoa, Chordata, Chondrichthyes, Rajiformes, Rajidae.
UCCCCCACACUAAACCCGGUCCCCACAUUAGACCCGGUCCCCUACACUAGACCCGGUCCCCUACACUAAACCCGGUCCCCACAUUACACCCGGUCCCCACAUUAGACCCGGUCCCCUACACUAAACCCGGUGCCCGACCGACCGGUUGGCUCCACUGCGCCCUCUCCCGGGGGCGGCGAGGCCGCUGAGCCGGCGCGUGCGCGCGGUGCCGAGAGCCGCGGCCUUGCUCCGCCGGUGGUGAUGCGCAAGAUGUCGAUGCUCAGUUCGGUGCAGAUCAAAGAGGCGAACGCGCACCUGGCGGCCGUGCACCGCCGGGUGACGGAGCUGGAGCAGCGGCUGGACGCGGCCGAGCGCACGGUGCGGGAGCAGGCCGAGCGCCUGAUGGGCAAAGACCGGGAACUUCAGGCCGCAGUCAGGGAGCUGGCCCAGCGUAAGGACCGGGAGAUGGUGGAUGUACAGGCGAAGCUGCAGGACUGUGAAGGGACGGUGCAGAGAUUACAUAUGCUGAUGAAGGAGAAGGAUGAUGUAAUUGCCCAGCUGAGGCAUCGCAGUCAACUGUUGGAUAAAAUCACCCGUAGCCGACCCCUCCUUGACAACUUGCUGUCCUACAUGGCUGAAGCUGAACACUCACACAGCGUCCGUCUUCCACAGCCCACUUUCCCUGAACACCCAGCAGAAUCCCUUCACUCAGUCACCAACGGGUUAAUGAACACCAGCCCCAAUGACCGGAAUUUCUCUGUCAGUGAGGAUGAUACUGAAGAGCUGGACCAGGAUGAUUCGAUCUUUGGGACCACAGUUUAAAUCUGCACCUGAUCCAAGUUGAAUGAUGCUGGGAAGAGCCAAAGUGCCUGUUAAGUUUGCAGAUCUGGAAGCCACACCAAAACCUGUGAUCAUGAAGCAUUAGUUGAGAAAGCGGAAGCUAAACGUUCUCUUUCACUCCAAGUAAUCUGAUUGUUGGAUUUCCUGACAUUUUAUUCCAAAGCUACUAGGAUUUGAUGGAAAUUUACCUCACUAUAAAGAACGUGGCCUUCAGAACAGUGGACUGUUAACACUGUUUUUCAAUUUCUUGAUGCAGUAAACAUUGGUGUUGGGGUAACUCAGAUUUCAGGCUUGAGCACCAUGAUCUUUGAUUCGACAGUAGGGAGAAGUGAUGACUUACUCGUAGAGCACAAAGGGCAAACCCCAGGGUCCAGCCUCCUCUCCUUCUAUGUUCCUCCAAGGUUUGGAAUGUGUGGAAUGUCCCUGAGUUUCUUAUUGGUUGCAAUGUGUGUUGGGUGAUUAACUGUCAUUUGCUGUACUGGGGUUGUUAUUUCCACAUUGGGAGUCCAGCCAUUCGUGAGGAGUGCUGGCUUGUUAGUGAGCUGGUUUUGUUGUAUUGUUCUUUGCCUUUAGGACUUGAGUUUAAAGCCAGCCCAAAUACACUGAUAGUUUUUGCUAGCUGGCAAGGUAGUGUUUAUAGAUUCUACUGCUCGUGUAGUGGCGAACAUUUCCAAUUGUUGAGCUGCUUGCAUUGGUGGAGAUUGAAGAUUGAUACCUGGCCAAGGACGCAGAGAACUUCGAACUUUGUCGUGUGUGACACGUCCCUGCUGCCCCUGUUCUGAUAAUUGCCCAAAUUGUCUGCUGCAAAGUGGAGUGCAAUCCGUGCCUACUUAAAUAUUGGGUUCUGUUGUCUCUCCAUCAUCAAGAAUUUAAAGUCCUUUGUCACAACAUUUAACUAGAUAGCCAAAGUCAUGAGGGUGGGGAUUGCUUCCUUGCUGUUGACCCCCUGCUGCCCAGCACUUUGCAGAACUGGCAGUGGAACAGGAGCAGCAAUGGAGGUGGUUCUUGGCCACUUGACUAUUAACAAUCUCAUCUAGUUGGCUUAUUCAGUCAAUCAUCCCAAUAACACAGACACAAAAAAAGCACAUUGUGCAAAUGGACCCUGCAUCAUUUGCACCUGGAUUCAAAUCCUGCAACAAUAAUUAGAAGGUUCUUCUAAUAAUAUUGUACAGAUAAUAUUGUUUCUCCUUCCUCUUGCUCUCUAAUUGGCCAUUGUGAGUCCCUGCACAACACACAGGAUGCCCAUUUUAAUGGGGACUCUAAUUUUCUUUCUCCACUCACUGUCUCUCCCUCACUUCUCAGAUCGAUUCAGCAAAACCUAAACUGGUUUCCUGGAUUCAUCAUUGCACUAGUAGUGCACGGGAACUACAUGCAGUGCACAUGUAAUUCACUGAAGUAACUGGGUGACAAAUUGAAUGGGGCAUGUUAGUUAACUACAUCCACAUCUCUUUUGCUUGCCUGUCUAAAAGCAGUGGAUAUAAAAAGGAAAUUCCAUCUUCAAAUCACAGGUCUCUUGAAGGUUAUGUCAUUCCUACCUCAGGUUCUUAAAACCAAACAAAUAAAAGUGGGUAAUUAUCUUUCAAGUAAGUUGGUGGGUAGUGAGUAACGGUGUCAGUGCGUUAAUCGUCAUUUUGUAAAAUGGUCAGAAAUGUUUAUAAGUUUUGUGCAGAAAGACCUUUGCAUUUGUGUUUAAUCCUAAAUAAUACCCGUCAGGCCACCUGUUCCUUAUCACACUACUAUUAUAUACCUUUUCCUGCAUGAAAUUGGCUGCUGUACUUAUGACCUUGAGAAGGAACUUCAGAAGUACUUUCCAAUCUGUAAAGUGUUUCAACCGAUUCUGGAUCAAUGGAUGCCCCUUUAUAAAUGUAAUUUACUUCUUCCAUUUGAUGUUGAAUUGAGCCGGUGACCAGCAACCUGAAAGUUGCCUGGUCUCCUCCCGCAUUGGAUUGAAUUCCGCCCUCCACAUAGAAACAUGGUUUGGGAACCCAGUGACUCAGGGGAAUAAAUGCCAGCUCCACUGUUGCUUGUCUUUGCUGCAAUCAGAUGCUUUAUUUGGCUAUACUGAAUACGUAUUAAUUCCAGCACUUGCCUCCCAUCCCACUCACUUUGAAAUAUAUGCACUUUAUUCCAUCUCAGCUGUACAGCAAGGAUCUUCCCACUUCCAGUCAUCCUGCUGGUUCCACUGUUUGCAUCCUUGUAUCCCUAUCAUUAGCACAUCUUCCCCAGCAAUGGGCCAUUAUGGACUCCACCCUUCCUGAGGUCAUCUGCUGCUGGCCCUGUUUUGUUCUGUCUUUCAGUUUGAAGAAGGGUCCCGAAAUUCCUCAGGUCAUUUUGAACUCACAGGCUUCUGUUGCCCUAGCUCACUUUAAAACCACUUACUGAAAAAUGUAUUAUGCUAAAUUUGUUACAUGUAAAAAUAUUGCAGAAUAACAGGGCAGUUAUAGGCAUUACAUCCAAUCAUUUAGAAAAUCUGAGAGUGCAUCACCACCAGAGUCCAGAGGGUGCUGGAUUAUUUGAGAAUUACUUUACUUUUUUGCAGCAAAUGUGACAUUUAUAAUUACUGGUACAGGUUUGGGGUAUUUGGUGUGACUGAUUUGCAGUAUACACACUCACUUCACUGGACUUUGUCUCCUGUGUAGCUCUGGUUUGGUUUGUGAUGGGACUGAGAUGCCCUCGAAUGCAGCAGCCGAGGCCACAUCUGUGUACUUGAAUAUAUAAUUUCUAAAUGUAACAACAUCCUAAUGGGAAGUGACUUCUGAAGACGGCCUCUCUACAGUGAAGAAUAUGCAGGCUGUCCCACACAGGAGUCCUGGCACUUAGCCAAUAUACUCAGUUGGUGUGCCAUUUUAUUGCUACUGUUGCAUUGAGAUAUCUCUGCGUCUUUAAAAGUGGUGGCAUGCCUUGGCAUCUACCUCCAACCAGAUUCCUCAAUCUAGUUCAUGGUAACUGGUGAAGAAUUGCACAGUUGUAUCUGAGGGGAACUGGUUGAUGUUGCAUUGUUGGUCUUGGGUGGAGGUUUCUCCUUAACUGUUCAGUGUCAGCUGCACUUUGCACAUGGUCUAUGAUCCUUUUCCUCUUGCCCCUCCCACCACCAAAGAAAAUGGAGGAAGUGUGCAAUCACAACAAUGUUAGUGUAUAAAUCGCAUCUCUAAAAACUAAUGACUGUUUAGAGCAAUGCUAAUUGUCAGUAGAGUUGUACUUGUAUAACCAUUCUGUAUGUAAACACUCAUAUCCAGUAGUAUAGCAAUAACCUUCGAAAGGACUGUUACUUUACAAUAUCCAUAUGGUUCCAUUAUUCUGUGUAAUCAAUAAUAGUCUUCAUAUAAUCAUUCUAGCAUAGCCAAUGAUAACGUAAUCACUCCUAAAUCUUUAUCUAGAUUUUGGUCAUAUAAACCAUAAUUUUUCAUGUAGUCAUUCUCUGGAAACUAGAACUACAUAAUGUUGGAAUUUCAUUAUUAUGUUAAUCUGCUGUAACUCUAUUUUGGUUCAUUUAUAUCUAGCUCACUUUUUAGUUUUAAAAUGUAUCUUGCAAGGUAGGUAACUGCGGCCAUCAGUUUUAGACUGGAAUGAUUCUCAAAAAUACAAUGAGCUGAUUUGGCAUGUUCUUUGAAUAUAGUGGUUGUCAAGAUUCCUGUAUCAAAGGAUUUUGUUUUUUUUGUUUAGUUGUAGAUAUAUGUAAUAAUCCAUGGUCCCUGGAUGGGGGACAUAUCUGAUAUUAAAAUGACAAGAACAGACGCUAUCCUUCAUCUUAGUCAAGAGUGUUCAGAUCCCUUAUUGUGCUUCACCGCAAUGAUAUAUUAAAUAAAAUGCAAGUAGCUUGAACACUAUUCUGAAGUGCUCAUCAAAAACAUUAGCACUUAACUUUGAGGGGAAAAUACUCAAGAUAGUUAUGUUUAUAUCCAGCAGUGGAUAGUCAGGGAAUAGGAGAGGGAGCACAAAUGGAGGAAGAAGCACAGUUUAAUGAUUGCAUAAGUCAUGUUUGUGUAAAAUAUAAAGUUUUGUUUGGAGGGUUUUGGGACUAUGAUGAAAACUUAUUUUGUUAAGUUUGCUGGAUGAAUGUACCACACUUGCUCAGGGUUAUUUUUGAUCAUUGUUUGUAGAUAGAAAUCUGGUAAGCGGUGCCUUUUAUAAAACUAUGCAAUAACUUUAUAAAUGAUUUUUGCAAGUUC